Molecule: messenger RNA, 1227 nt
Organism: Trifolium pratense (red clover)
Lineage: Eukaryota; Viridiplantae; Streptophyta; Magnoliopsida; Fabales; Fabaceae
Product: BURP domain protein RD22-like
Exons: 1
Source: RefSeq, a predicted model, not a curated record
AAAUUGUUUAUUUAUAAUAACUAUGCAGAUUGGAUGGAAGACAAAAGCACAAAUGUGAAUGUAGGAAAAGGUGGUGUAAGUGUUCAUACAAGUAAAGAAAAACACAAAGGAACCUCAGUGAAUGUUGGAAAAGGAGGUGUAAAUGUCCAUGCAGGAAAAGGUACUAAUGUCAAUGUUGGUGGUGGAGGAGGAGGAGUUUCAGUAAGUGCAGGUCAUAAGAGAAAAGAAAAACCAGUAACUGUUACAGUUGGUUCAUACUCUCCUUUUGCUUAUAGAUAUGCUGCCACAGAAACCCAAAUACAUGAUGAUCACAAAACAACAUUAUUCUUCUUGGAAAACAAUUUACAUCCUGGAACAAGAAUGCACUUGAACUUCAUUAAAAGCUCAAAUGAAGCCACAUUCAUCCCUCGACAAGUUGCGGAUGCGACACCAUUUUCAUCUGACAAAUUGAAUGAUAUUUUUAAUGAAUUUUCUGUUGAACCUGAGUCAGAAGAAGCUCAUAUCAUGAAAAAUACUAUCAAGGAGUGUGAAGAUGCAAGCAUUGAAGGUGAGGAAAAGUAUUGUGCAACUUCACUUGAAUCAAUGGUUGAUUUUAGUACUUUGAAGCUUGGAAAAAGUGUUAAGGUUGUUUCUACUGUGGUAGAGAAAAAGAAUAUAGGAUUGCAGAAGUACACAGUGAAAUCAGGAGUGAAGAAGUUAGCUUCAGGGGACAAAAUUGUUGUGUGUCACAAACAAAAUUAUCCAUAUGCUAUAUUUUAUUGUCAUAAAACAGAGAACACUAGAGCUUAUUUUGUUCCAUUGGAGACUGAUAAUGGGAUUAGAGUUAAAGCUGUAGUGGUAUGUCACACAAAUACAUCAAAAUGGAAUCCUAAACAUAUUGCCUUUCAAGUGCUUAAAAUUAAGCCAGGGACUAUUCCAAUAUGCCACUUUCUUCCUGAGGAUCACAUUGUUUGGGUUCCAUGUAAUUAGUAUAUUUGAGUGGCAAUAAUAAUUUUAUAUCUUCCUUAAAUAAUGUGCAAUGCCUAGUUAUGUAUUAAGGUAUUUCACAAUGUUUAUAUGUGUAGACUUGGAACAUGGCUUCAUUUGGGUAUUUUUACCAUGAUGCAUUAUGUGUGUAUGAUCUGAUUAGUACUAUUGUUGUGUGAUAUAUACUUGGAGUGAUUUUCAUGUAUUCUUCUUAUUUAGAUGGGCGAAUGUGAAGAAAAAUAAAUUACAUGUUUAAUCUUA